Bradysia coprophila is the source of this 1078-nucleotide messenger RNA. RefSeq lists its product as uncharacterized. NCBI's taxonomy places the organism in Eukaryota, Metazoa, Arthropoda, Insecta, Diptera, Sciaridae. The record is from RefSeq and is a predicted model, not a curated record.
GCAUGUAAACAAGUUUCUUUUAUUUAUAAACUCUUGCAUACCAUUCGAAAAAUGAAAGUGAAAAGAUAUAAUUUUAAUAUAAGUUAGUUUACAACCUUGAUUUUGCUCUGUGCACAUCAAAAACUCUAAGAGGCAGCAGUUUUUAUUUUGAUUUGUUUCGUGUCUUUUUUCCUGUGAAAUUGUCAAAAUGAAAUCAAAAACCUUAAGUGCCACGUUCAUCAUAUUGAUUUAUGUCUGUGUGGUAGAUGUGACUUCAGCUCAACGACACAGAUCAAGAACGAGAGGUACUACCACACCGGAACCAGUACCUGAUCUUGAGUUGACUCUAGCAGACCGAGAAGCAGCUUUACAAAAACGAGAAGAAAAUCAAAUGGAGAGGGAGGAAAAUUUUAGGCAUAGAGAAGCAACGUUAGCUAUGCGGGAAGCGGCUUUUCGUGAAAGAGAAGAGAAGCUAUCAGUUAGAGAGCAAAAUAUCGCCAUUCGCGAACAAAAUACUUUAAAAGGCAGCUGUUCGAAUAAAUUAGAAGACACAACACCUCCACCAGAUUACACAGCUGUUCGAUUCGACGAAACAUCACAAACCUAUCUAGAAAUUGGUAGCACCAAAUAUUGUUCACAAAAUAUGAGGUUUUUCGCAGAUCCAUAUAAUGAGACGUCUGGAGCAUGUGACUGCGACUAUCAUGAAUGUGCGAGACCACUUUUAUACUCAGACAAAUACAAACAAUGUUUCUUUGCAUGGUCGCAGGGACCAUGUGAGCAGGGAGAAUGGUACACGUAUGACAACGACUACAAGCCCGUUUGUGAGAUGAAUCCAUGUCCGGCAUCAGAAGCCAUAGCAAUUUCGGAUUACUAUUUUCAAAGCGACGAAGAUGGCAAGUGUUAUAAAACCGGCUCGAGGGGUUACUGUAGUAAAAAGAAUGAGAGAUUAUUAACUGCACCCGGUGCACCGAUUCCUUCGUGUCGUAAACAGACAGUAUGUUAUCCGUUAACGAUACCUGCCACCCAGGAAUGUGUUCCAGGAAAUAGAAGACACUAUGAUGGUUUAUGUAUGGAUGAAUAAAUGGUGGUACAAUGAAAC